AUGCCUGGACAGCCAGAGGAGUCAGCCGGAUUUCGCACACUGCCUAGACGGAUAGUCAUGAUCAGUGACUAUGCAGCAGACAUCGAAAAUUUAUUCUGCAAAAAUCGGCAAUAUCCCGAUGCGAAGUUGAAAGGCAAAAAGAAAUACGGCACGGCUUUUCAAUUAGACGAACAAAUAGAAGUGGAGCUUGUACGGAAUGUCGUCGAAGUUUAUGCCGUCCAAGUUUUCGAAGGCGAUACUGCGUAUGAAGAAUUUAUGGGCGCGGUUGUAGAUCAACUUAUCACUGUACACGACAAAGAUGCCACGCUUCGAGACGGAAAAUUGACAUCUUUAAGAGUCAAAAAGCGAAUGGAAACAAUUACGAAUCUUCAGGCGGAACAACGAAAUACUCAGCAAGAGUUGAGAAGGGAAAGAGCAAAGGCACGGGCGGCGCAAUGGACACAGGAGGAUAUUGAUAAGAUGUAG
Molecule: messenger RNA, 465 nt
Organism: Botrytis sinoallii
Lineage: Eukaryota; Fungi; Ascomycota; Leotiomycetes; Helotiales; Sclerotiniaceae
Exons: 2
Coding region: 1-465 (154 amino acids)
Source: RefSeq, a predicted model, not a curated record